Molecule: messenger RNA, 1296 nt
Organism: Paramecium pentaurelia
Lineage: Eukaryota; Ciliophora; Oligohymenophorea; Peniculida; Parameciidae
Source: the annotation of a GenBank genome assembly
AUGUUAUCCUCAAAAACCUUGCCUGAAUAAAAUUUUGGUGAAUUAGCUGAAUCUGAGAAUUCUAAUGAAAAAUCACCCAAAACUAUUAAUUCCUCUAGUUUCCUAUCCUUUGAAGAAUUGUAAAGCUUUAUUAUGGAAGAAAUCUAAAUAAGUUAUGAAGUAAUUGAAAAUUAUGGUACUUCAAAAAAUCAAUUUAAUUUAUUAAAAAUUAUAAAUGAAUCUGAUGUUUAAAAUCAAAAUAUUUAUUAUUGUAUCAUAGUCAACUUUACUGAUGAAUUGCUAAAAUAAAAAAUAAAAAUAGAUAUCUCAAGGGUUUAAUAUAUUUAAUAUUUUAGUAUUCAUUUGAAACUAAAUUUUUUGACUUUACAGAUUGGCAAGAUUAAAAAGAUUCUUUAGUUUUAAGUGAUUCUACAAGUACUACAGAACCUUAAGUUUUUAAAGAUUAUGUUUCAAUAAAUUCAUAAUUUUGUAGAAUUAUAGUAUUUUCUCAAGAAUUUGAUUAAAAAAUAAUUGAUUUAAUUAACAAUUAUCCUUAUAUAUACUAUUGUAAUGAUGUAAAAAUAGUAAAGGAAGAAUAUUUAGAAAGUUUAAAAUUGCAUUAACACUUUUAAUAAAUAGAUAUUAAUUACAAAAUGAUCAAGCAUUUAAUUUCAACAUCGUAAUUAAUUUAUCAUUUUUUAAGGUUAUCAAGAUUAAAGGAUAUUAAAUUUGUAGGGAUUUAAAUCAAAGGAUGUAUAGAAUAUGUGGAUAAAAUUGAUCAAAUAAAGAUUCAUCCUUUGAUUGAUUAUUAAAGAAUUGGAAAAAAGUAGAUCUAAUUUAAAUAUGACAUACCUUUUAUCAUAAUAAAUUCAUAUUUUUACUUACCAAUACCUUUAAGUAUAAAGAAUUUAGAAAUCAAAGAUUAUCUUACUUAAUAAUUUCAGUCAAAGCCUGUUCACAUUUCUUCUAAUAUUAAUCAUAUUGAAGAAUAUGAUAAGAUUUACAUUUUAUUAAAUGUAUAUAUAGUAAUUAACAAAGUCUAUUUAAGAUCAAAUCAAAAAGGAUGAACUUUUUUUUUCUAUUAAUUCAAAUAAAGAAUUUAAUUCACUUGAAUCCUUGCUUACAUUAAAUUAAGUUAAUUAAAUAUAAGACUUAAAAAAUCAAUUGAUAGAUGAAGAUCAUUAUUUGAAUUUAAUAGAAAAAAUCCUUAUAUAUUUUUCAUAAUGUUUGAAAUCAACAAUUGAAAAAUAUAUUUUAUUUGUUUAAUUAAAGCACUUAAUCCUUUAUAGAUUGCAUAACUCUUAUCUGAAUUAUUGA